AUGAAAACAAAGCGGUGUCUUUUCAUUUUCUGGGGUGUUUUAUUACUCGGCCUCUUCAACGGCGCAGAGAAAACCCACGAAUCCCCAAUUACUCGAAAGAAGAAAGUUUUCAAGCCCGAUUCCUCCAAAUCCAGCCGCAGGUCUCCUCCGCACGUGCGUCCCGAGGCGAAGAUCCAGCCGGACUCCGGCCGCCUCCCGGAUGUGUCCGUCAGCUGCUCCGCCUCGGACUUGGUGGUGCGGGUCAAACCGGCUUUCUACGACCUGGGCGCGGACGCGGAGGAGCUGCGGCUGGGACGCGGCUGCAGGAGCAACGGAGUCCUCGGGCCGAACGGAGACCUGCUCUUCACCUAUCCGCUCACCGCGUGCGACGGAGUGCGAGAGCUGCCUCACGGUUAUCUGGUCUACAAGUUCGUGCUUCACUACGAGCCUUCGCACAAACGACCCAGAGCGCACAGGCUCAGCGUGGACAUCGAAUGCCACUAUCCGAGGGACCACCAUGUGCACCAGCUGGCCGUGCAGCCCACGUGGGACACGGUGGUCGUGCGUAAAAGUCUGAAAGGACGACGGAGCGACUUCGAGAUCUCCUUAAUGGAUGAUUCAUGGACCAGUCCAGUGAAAUCUCGGGCUUACUACCUCGGGGAAACGAUUAAUGUCCAGGUGUCUGCUCCUCACCUCCCGCCUGGAGGAAAACUCUACAUCAGUAACUGCUUUGCAACCCCGUCCAGAGGCUCCAAAUCAUCCCUCAAGUACAGCAUCAUAGACAACCUGGGCUGCAUGCUGGACAGCAGGAGGGAACCUGGAGCUUCGCAGUUCAUCUCUCGGACUCACAAAACCCUGAGAUUAUCUCUGAAGGCCUUCCAGUUCACCGCUGACCCCGACACCGAGGUGAACAUCAACUGUAAGCUGUUGGUGGCAUCAGGGGACCCCAGCCCUGAACACAAGUCCUGCACCUACAAAGACAGCAGGUGGAGAGCUCUCACUGGAGACGACUCCAUCUGUGAAUGCUGUGAGUCGCACUGUGCCACCUCUAAAGCCCGGAGGGCCAUCAUGGAAGGCUCGGCCAGCAGCAUGCCGCUAUUGAUCUCCGAUCAGCCGUCGCUGACAGACGACGGCUUCCUGCCCUUCGACAUGAAGAGAGAAGACCAGGAGACAAACCACGACUUUAAAGAGCAACAAAGUCACGAGAAACUCUUGAAAAUUACAGAAGACGAAGAGAAAGAGAACCAAAGCCAAGCUGAACUUGGAGACAUGACUGAGCCUGAUUUAUUUGAUGACUUUACGUUUUUGGAGGACGGCUUGAAGAGCUGGUGGGACGACUUUGAAGUGAGGGACAUCAAUGAGUUUGCAGAGGAGGGAUCAGCAGAUGAGGAGGUGGAUUAUUCACAGGGAGAUGAGUUGGAGAUUAAUCUCGAUCAGGAGGGUGAAACUCUCCAUCCCUGGGUGGAGCUGGACGACUAUGAGGAGGAGGAUGUUCCUCACGGAGGGAACGAGGCUGUGAUGUCUUCUGAAAUGCAGUGGAAGAACGACAGCAGCCCAGCAGAGGACCAGGAGAAGACCUGGUAUUUCACAUGGAGCUAA
Messenger RNA from Salarias fasciatus (jewelled blenny), 1578 nucleotides. RefSeq names its product zona pellucida sperm-binding protein 3. Gene Ontology annotation, cellular component: extracellular matrix. NCBI's taxonomy places the organism in Eukaryota, Metazoa, Chordata, Actinopteri, Blenniiformes, Blenniidae. The transcript is spliced from 8 exons. Gene Ontology annotation, biological process: positive regulation of acrosome reaction; binding of sperm to zona pellucida; egg coat formation. The record is from RefSeq and is a predicted model, not a curated record. Bases 1 to 1578 code for a protein of 525 amino acids. Gene Ontology annotation, molecular function: acrosin binding.